GGGCGGAGAGUGAGCUCAGCUGGAGCAGGUCACUGCAGUCAGAACUUGUGGGAAGGUUGAGGAGAGCAGCCCCUGCAGCACCCAAGCAAAACAGUUUUUGCUUCCUUGUCCCUUCUGCCACUUUCUGGGGCGAGGCACAGAAGACAGAAGACAGGAAGAGCUGGGCCCUGUCUUUUGACCAGAGGCACUGACCUUGGGCUCUGGGACCAGUCCUGAAGCUGAUAGCCCAGCAGCCUGUCCCUGCUGCUCCUGCCAGGUGAUGGAAAGCGUGAGUUUCUCCUUGGGCAGAGCUCUGGGGGCCUUCCUCCUGGCCAUACUAGGCUCCGUCCCGGGCCAGCCGCUGGGAGGAGAAUCUGUCUGCACAGCCCGGCCUCUGGCUAGGUACAGCCUCACUUUCACUGGCAAGUGGAGCCGGACGGCGUUCCCCAAGCAGUACCCUCUGUUUCGGCCCCCUGCACAGUGGUCCUCCCUGCUGGGGGCGGCUCACAGCUCUGACUACAGCAUGUGGAGGAAGAACGAGUACGUCAGCAACGGGCUGAGGGACUUCGCGGAGCGCGGUGAGGCCUGGGCGCUGAUGAAAGAGAUCGAGGCCGCGGGAGAGAAGCUCCAGAGCGUGCACGCCGUAUUCUCAGCUCCCGCCGUCCCUAGCGGCACCGGGCAGACCUCCGCAGAGCUGGAGGUGCACCCUAGGCACUCGCUGGUGUCCUUCGUGGUACGCAUCGUCCCCAGCCCUGACUGGUUUGUGGGCGUUGACAGUCUGGACCUGUGUGAGGGAGGCCGCUGGAAGGAGCAGGUGGUCCUGGAUCUUUACCCCCACGAUGCGGGGACAGACAGCGGCUUCACCUUCUCCUCUCCCAACUUCGCAACCAUUCCACAGGACACAGUGACCGAGAUAACAGCCUCAUCACCCAGUCACCCAGCAAACUCGUUCUACUACCCACGCCUAAAGUCCUUGCCUCCCAUUGCCAAAGUGACCUUCGUGCGGCUUCGGCAGAGCCCCAGGGCCUUUGCCCCGCCUACCCUGGACCUGGCCAGCAGGGGCAAUGAGAUUGUCGACAGCCUCUCAGCUCCGGAGACACCGCUGGACUGCGAGGUGUCCCUGUGGUCAUCCUGGGGGCUGUGUGGAGGACCGUGUGGAAAGUUGGGAGCCAAGAGCAGAACUCGUUAUGUCCGUGUUCAGCCUGCCAACAAUGGGACCCCCUGCCCCGAGCUUGAAGAAGAGGCUGAGUGUGCCCCCGAUAACUGUGUCUAAGCCGAGUCCAGUACCCAGCCCUUAGGAUCCCUGCAAGCCUCGGACUCAAGAUCUGGGCCUUGAAGGGUUCCCAGGAGGCUCAUGAAGGCAGGGAUAAGAGCUUGGGCAGUUUUGCACCAUCUCCCACCAAUCCUGGGCUGACAGACACUCUUGACACAGAGGCCCUCAGUGAUGGGUAAGAGACAGGCUGCCUCCCCCACUGUGUGAACCCCGACACCCAUGGGUCUGCUCUACACACUGUCCCUUGUAAUUUAUUGCUGUGGUGGGAGGCUGCCUCUGAUGCAGAGAGCAGGCGUGCCAGGAACAGGUGAGAGGACGUCCCAAGCCUGUGAGCCCCGCAACCACACUGCUGCCAGAUACCUCAGACCUGCUGCCACCGCACACGCUCCUGGAGGCCAGGGACGCAACCUUCACGCCGCUCUCAGCUUCAGACAGGGGUGACCACAGGAGAAAUAAGCGAAGAGGGGCAGUUUUGGAAACUUGGCGCUUUUGUGUCACUGGCCCCUUUGCAUUUGAAUAAAGGCUGUGUUCCUGACAGA
Messenger RNA from Meriones unguiculatus (Mongolian gerbil), 1791 nucleotides. RefSeq names its product spondin 2 (gene Spon2). The transcript is spliced from 6 exons. The coding region runs from base 260 to 1252 and encodes 330 amino acids. Lineage: Eukaryota; Metazoa; Chordata; Mammalia; Rodentia; Muridae. The record is from RefSeq and is a predicted model, not a curated record. Gene Ontology annotation, biological process: cell adhesion. Gene Ontology annotation, cellular component: extracellular matrix.